This is a messenger RNA of Ceratina calcarata, 5329 nucleotides long. RefSeq lists its product as uncharacterized. Bases 596 to 4954 code for a protein of 1452 amino acids. Gene Ontology annotation, cellular component: membrane. The transcript has 19 exons. Gene Ontology annotation, molecular function: G protein-coupled receptor activity. NCBI's taxonomy places the organism in Eukaryota, Metazoa, Arthropoda, Insecta, Hymenoptera, Apidae. The record is from RefSeq and is a predicted model, not a curated record. Gene Ontology annotation, biological process: adenylate cyclase-activating G protein-coupled receptor signaling pathway.
AGAUCAGUUGCGCGGAAGAGGCUAACGCCCAGCUGCCCGGCAGAUCGCGGGUUCGUACAUUCGCGAUAACGUUCUCGACCGCCAACAGAUUCCUUGAUCUGAUUUCUAAUCGUCUCGAAGGAGAUAAGACCGAUCAGGAUGUCUCAGCAUUUUUGCAUCAUCUACAAAUUAUCUGCCAUCCUUCUCAUCCUUUACGAAUACGAACCUGUAUGAGUUGUUUCGCGUGGUGCGUCGUACGAUGACUUUAUGCCCUCUUAGAUUUAUGGGUGCUAAAGUGCAACGAUAGGUGUAUUGCUCAAGGAGGCAAGCGAGAGGAGAAAUUCUUUGUGUCCAUGAAAACAAAAUGUGGUUGUGUAAUGGUAUGGGACAAGGGUCGAAUGAAUUUUGAGUGUCAGUGAACUGAACUCUCUUAAGGUUUAGUGUAAAAGAACGCUUUUCGUUUGAAAGAGGUCAGUGAUGAUAUACAAUCCUCUUACUUUCAAUGCGUGCUCCUGUUGCAUGCAUUUAACGAGCAAUUAGUGAAUUUUGUGAUCUCUUGGAGUCAGGGUCUUGAUUUAAAAACAAUUAUAUCAUAAGAAGAGACGCAUUUUUCAGAAUGAAGUCAACAAUAGUCAGUCUCUUUUUGUUUCUAAUCGGAAGUGCAGCGACAACUGAGACGACAAUUUGCGGGGAACGCUUAACAGCAUCGAGAGGAGUGAUCCAAACCCCAAAUUUUCCUCGAGCUUUCCCCGUUCCCAUCAAAUGUCGUUGGGUGAUCGAUGUCUCCGAUAUCCCGGCGACGAACAGUUCCAUCGUGGUGUAUCUGACCCAGAUGUACGUGUUCAAAGGGCUAACAUUUACCGAAUACGCGUAUUAUGAGUCGGAGAGCAUGAAUUUUGGCGCGGCGUUGAUAGAAGAGAUCACCGAGGGCAAUGUGUUCGAAUACAAAUUGUUUCGAACGUUCAGGCCGUUCCUAGUGAUCGAGUUCGAGUUGGAUCGGCUCGAAGGCAAUCACGUACGCGUUUUGAACGAUCUGCUCGACGUGUACGGGUUCAAUGUCACGUAUCAGAUGACCGAAGACGUGCCCAAUUCGGAUUCUUGCUCCGUCCAACGUUGCUCAUACACUGGAAAUUGCCUCGUAUCUGCAGAUUACGCCAGAUUCUGGUGCGAUUGCUUCGAGGGUUUCAGCGGCAACGACUGCAACAUAGGCCCUCUCUGCUUCAACGAUAGGAAGGAUCCUGUUUGUCAGAACGGGGGUACUUGCAAGCAAAUUGGAGCGGAAGCGAUGGUCUGCGAAUGCGCCGAUGGCUACGUUGGUCGCAACUGCGAGAUCCGUCUUCUGGAAACUGUGGACGGUGAAUGCGGAUUCGAGAAUUGCAUAAGACAAUGCCCGUACGAGACCGAAGAGCAGCAUCCCUGCGCCUGCAGAAACGGCACGAAAAUUUACAACAAUCGAUCCAGGUACGAAUGCAGAAUCAAACUGUCGAACGUGACGUCUUUGAGGACCAGUCUGAUUGCGCAGCACGGCAGCCUCGAGUCUUACGUUGGCAAACAGCUUACAAAGUAUUUAAGGAAUUCGAAUAUUUCGUCCAUGGAGGAUUUACAAAUCCUGAGCGUGACGCCCACGUCGGAGAUUACGUUCCAUUUCUUCGGAAACUCGGAGGAUGGGGAUAAAAUUCGCGAAUCCCUCAACAGAUUGGUCCAACGUCGACGACUCAACGAGAUCUCCCUCGAAUCGACUCAUUUCACCUUUCAACAAAAGCCUGCCCUUAAAUUAAAGACUCUCAAAACGAAUUAUGGACACGAGCAUGAGAUCCAUUUGGGAGAUCAGUUCACUCUGUCUUGUGUAGCUCAGGGCAGUCAUGGCAUAAACUUUACUUGGUACAAAGACAAUAUGCCGGUGAACAUGAACAAAGCCGUCAGAGAAAUUUGGUACAAGCAACUUCCUACGGACGGUUCCGAUCUACAUACUUCAAUAUUAACUAUAGAAAGAGCAACUGCGCUCGACGCAGGUCAAUAUACUUGUCAAAUAGUAGACUGGGGUGCGCAACAAUGUAAAAGUAUUUACGUAGACGUGAGGGAUGAACCAAAUGUAAAAGUAAUGCCAAUGAGCGCUACUAUAGACAAGGGAACCAAUAUACAAUUAAUUUGCAUGACGCCAAACAUGCCUAACAUAGGAAUUGGUUUCGGCUGGACGAAGAACAGAGCCUUGUUAAAACUGGAACCCGGUAGCGAAGUCUGGGAAGAUCUGCAUCCAGCCGGGAGUAUAUUAAAAAUUACAGGCGCACAGAAAUCCGCGAUAUAUACUUGCAACGUCGCGGACAAGUCUAUGUCGGUUCGCGUGGAAGUCGUGAACAGGACUGUGAUACCGAUCUGCCUGAGGGACAAAUCAUGGGGUCUGCUUUGGCCAGACACUGCACCUGGGUCUGAAGCUUUGUUGGAAUGCCCGCUAUCUUUUACGGGCAAGAAGGUCUCCCGGCUGUGCUCGAUGAAAGACGCGACCACUCCUGAAUGGCAGACACCUGAUUUCUCUUCCUGCUUAUACGAAUUGCUGGUUCCAUGUUACAAUAGAUUUAAAAGCCUAACAUUGGGCUACCAGAACACGACUGGUUCCGAAACGAUUUGCACAUUUUGGGAAAUUCUACGGUCGCGUGCCCUGCCUCUUUAUCCCGGCGAAGGAGAUCGUAUCUUGAGUAUCUUGACAGAAAUAGAAAAUUAUCAGCAAGAUUUUAAUCAAUCCGACUUGCACGUCUCCACGGAACCACUGAUACGCAUAAUUAAUCGUAUACUAAACGACGAGAAUUCGAUUUUAAGUCAACAGAAAGUAUUGCUGCUAUUGCAAAUUAUUCGACGGAGUCUGAUACAAUGGUCCAGAUUGACCGAUCAUUCUUACAAACACUUAUCAUUUUCUUCGGUGGUGGUGGAUGUUCAGGAACUGCAUCAACACAACGGAGACAGUGUGACUCACUCCCUUCAAAUCCCCAUGGAUGAUUCUACAUAUCCAAAUUGGUACGAUGACAAAAUAGCAAUACGUUUGUGGAAGAAACGUCAACGCGGUUUAAAGAACAACAGCACUUUAACGGCAAUCGUUAUCGUUUAUAAAAACAUAUCUCAUUUUCUUCCAGCGACAUAUGUCAAAGAACUCAACGAUGGAACGGAUCUGGAAUUCCGCGUCAAUUCCCGGGUGAUCACGGUCGCAGUGCCUGCAUUCAGUAUGGAUAAACAUAAUAAGAUCUGGGUGGACCUGCAGCUGAAGCACGUGCAGAACCAGUCGAGCUCGUGGAAUGUCUCGUGCGGCCUUAUGGACGACACCGGCACCUGGGAUCUGAACAGCUGCGUGGCCAACACAUCGCCAGGUGACGCCGCAACCCAUUGUCAGUGUCCCACUACCGGCAGCUUCGCGGUGCUCCUAACGGCACGUGCCGUCAGAGUAGUUUUGGCAAAAAAAGAGCAGACCACGUUCAUCGUAGUAUUCGGUUGCGGCAGCUGUUUGGCGCAAUGCCUCCUCUCUUGUGUCAUUCUAGGAUCGUUCUGGUGGAAGAAUCGAAGCUGGCUAAAUUUUUUAAAGCUUCAAUGUUGCGGGGCUCUGGUCGGAGCGAUGACUGUUUUCAUUUACGCUGUGCAUAAUGAUUUACCAGAGAGUUCAUAUGCGAUCGUAGCAAUAACUUUGGAAGCAUUUCUUCUCAUCGGCAUGUCGGCGCCGAUAUCAGAAGCGCUGAUCAUUUAUGCCGGCCUGACUCAAGUGCGAUCCAGUCAACACUUCCAGCCUACUGUAAUCGCAGUCAUAACCGGUGUCCCUAUCUUAGCGGUGUUAAGUACCGAGCUCACACACAAGAGCACCGGUUGGAGACACGAAUCUUGGUGGUUGAUGUUUGGCAGCGGAGUUUAUACUAUAUUUGUCACUUGCGCAACAAUGAUGUUUCUCAUUUUUGUAUUGUUGUACUUGGGCAUCUUGCACAAGGCUCACGCUCUCGUAGAGGAGAACGUUAUGAAGAAAGAAGCGAUAGAAGCCAGAUUGCGAAUGCUUCAUCGAGCUGUCAUAGUUAUCUGUGGCGUCAUCGCAAUGGAAGCUUCGUCGAUCUUCUACAUAAAUUCUACUUCAAUCAUCUUCCAUUACAUAUUUGCUUCGCUUUCUUCCGCUUUGGGCUUCGUUAUAAUAAUGGUCUACAUCGUGAAUGGUGAUCUGGCAGUCGUCGAAUUGAUGUUACGCAAAUUGAAAUGGAAGCAGGACACAGAGGAAGAAAUAUCAUCCGAGCCAAUUAAAGUGUGUUCAAAGAGUAGCGCCGAGAUAGAGAACGACACAGCUCCUCCACCAUCGUCCUUAGGUAUCGGUGGUGAUCCGUACCUAGGUGCUCGAGGCAUCGCAGCCGGUAUAGACAUGCGCGAAUUCGUGAACGAGUCCUCAUCCGCGUAUUCGAAGCCUUCCGUCCCCGUCGCCAGCCGAUUCCUGCCAGAGAUCCGCGUUGACCACACGGACGACAUAAAUCUGGAGAACUACAAUACUAGCCCGCGAAAGUAUCAAGAGGCACUGGCGUUUGACAAUGUAUUUUCAAUCCGCGCGUCCAAUUCCUGCGGCCUGAACGAAUCGACGUACGGUGUCAGCGAUUGCUGCAGCUUUCGACAGUUCGGUAAAUACCGGGAAUCCCAGGGACAAAUAUUUCUAGCCCACAACCCGUCGCCGGAGAGUCCGGCGAAACUGUUGUGCAACGCCGACAUCGAACCGCGUUUGACCGGAAUGCCGGACGUGACAUUGGCCGUGAAAAAUGAAGAAUUACUGUCCCCCGAGCUUAGAUCACGGGAACACGUGAACGUUAUCCCGGAUAUUGCAAAUACAACAGAAAGAAAGCAGCCCGACGGCGAAGAGAAAGCACCUGAGAUCGUUAUUACCAAUUGCGAAGCAGCGACCAGCGGAAUGCUUGAUCGCAUUGCUCACGACCUUGAUUAUUUGCUGAAUCGCACUACGGAUGGAUCUUAAAGUGAGAUAUGGCAAUUUUACAAGGUUUAGGUUGUAAGGUACGAUUUUAUCAAACGAACGACUGUACUUUUUAAGAAAAAAUUUAUUAUCAUCAUCGUCAUCCAAAGUUUCGUUCUUUAUAUCACGUAACAAAGAUUUAGCGUUGUAAGAGUAUUACAUUACGCUUGCAGUGUGUUAAUAAACAGAUUGGAAAAUGUACACAAGUUCUCCCACUCUCUCAUACACACGUACGCACUUGUUUUCUUCAUUUCACAAGUAUUUACGUGCUCUCUCAUCUACCCCAUUAGAUUUAAGGACAGAACAUUGACCGUCAAGGAAGAAUCUGUAAAGACGUUUUGUCAUUACACUCCAUUCAUUAAAAUGUUUUACACCAUA